Anas platyrhynchos (mallard) is the source of this 1930-nucleotide messenger RNA. RefSeq names its product WW domain binding protein 1 (gene WBP1). NCBI's taxonomy places the organism in Eukaryota, Metazoa, Chordata, Aves, Anseriformes, Anatidae. The record is from RefSeq and is a predicted model, not a curated record. Gene Ontology annotation, molecular function: WW domain binding.
CGCCAUUGGUGGCGGAUGGCCUGUCCAUCAUGCGCUGCUACGGAGGACGAGGACUCCCAUUGGGCAGCAGCCGACGUCCGUCGUGGCCUGGGGAGGUGGUGCUCGGCCUCCGAUUGGCUGCCUCCGCCGCCACUCCCCGCGGGGGCGGGGCUCGGUCCCUUUGUCUCUGUUGUUGGGCGUGAGGAGCGGGCAGACGGCACCCGAUUGGCUGGGGCAGGGCGGCGGCGGCGGCGCCGAUUGGCCGGCGGCGGCGAGGCGGCGCCCGAUUGGCCGCGGCCACCGCGGGGGGGGCGGGACCUCGGGCCCGGGAGCGAUGGCGGCGGCGGCGGCUGCGGCCCGGGCGGCGGCGGCGGCCCCGGCGGCCGCCAUGGGGGCGGCGGCGGCGGCGGGGGGACAGCGGCUGCUGCUGCGGGCGGCGGGGGCCGGGGCGGCCGAGCGGGAGGAGCCGGCGCGGGGCCGCGGCGGGCUGUAGGCGGCGCCAUGGAGCGGCCCGGGAGCGGCGGCGCCGAGGGGGCCUGGGCCGCGCUGCUGGGCCGGCAGCACCAGCAGGCCCGGGAGUACUGCCCGGGGGUGAACAACCAGCCCUACGUGUGUGAGACCGGGCACUGCUGCGGAGAGACCGGCUGCUGCACCUACUACUACGAGCUGUGGUGGUUCUGGCUGCUCUGGACCAUCCUCAUCCUCUUCAGUUGCUGCUGUGCCUACCGGCACCGCCGGGCCAAGCUGCGCCUGCAGCAGCAGCAGCGGCAGCGGGAGAUCAACCUCAUCGCCUACCACGGUGCCUGCAACUACCCCACCUCCAUGAUGGAUCUCAGGAUGCUGGCUUCCUUCAAGCUGCCUGCCUACGAGGAGGUGGCCCACCGGCCCAGCACGCCGCCGCCGCCCUACAGCGCCAUCCUGGCCCAGCUGAGCGGGCCGCGCAGCCGCCUGGGCUCCAGCAGCCUCACGCUCUCGCCCAGCUCGGAGAACUACACCAGCUGCUCCUGCGAGUCGAGCUGCGUGACGUCCCCCAGCAGCACCUCGCUGUCGGUGCAGGUGACGGACGAGACGGAGCGCAGCCGGGCCAGCACGCCCAGCGAGGAGGGCGGCACCAGCAGCACCGGCACCGGCGCCAGCUGGGAGCUGCCCGAGGAGCUGCCCGCCCGCACGGCCCCGCACAAGCACGCCCUCUUCUCCUCCAACGUGGACUUCUUCGAGGCCGACUGCCACCGCUGCUCGGACAUCGAGGAAGGCGAGGAGGAGGAGGGUGGCGCGGCCCCGGAGGAGGAGGAGGGCGGCGAGCACUACCGGCACCGGCGCCUGACCGGCGACUCGGGCAUCGAGGUGGGGCGCUGCCAGGAGGAGGAGGGCGGCGAGGAGAGCGAGGGUGAGGCCGUGCGCCUGCUGGGCAAGGCCGGCCCCGCGCCACCCCCGGCCCGGCGCAGCGUCCCGGCCGAGGGGGGCGGCGGGGAGCCGGGCGCUCCCACCCUGCCCGUCUGAGGGGCCCGGCCCGGCCCUGCCGCCUCUCCCGCCGCGCCGCCGCCACCAUCCCCCUGCCCGCGGGGCCGGCCCGGUGCCACCCGCGCCUCUCCCCGCCACCACGGCUCGCGCCGCCGCUCCCCGCCUUGGAGCAGCCGGGCUGGGGGCACCGCGGUGCCGAAACCGCCCCUGCUCAGAGGGCCCCGGGUGCGGCAGGGCCGCCUUCCCCCGCCUCCGCUCCCCGCUGCGGCCCCGCAGGCUCUGCCGCCAUCCCCGGGCUGUGGACUCUCACCGCGGAGCCCCCGGGAUGGCCCCGCCACGGCGCCGCCGUGCCCCCCGCUGUCCCCUCUGAACUGCUUCCAGGGAGCCGGGCCCCGGCCGGGGGGGGCGGCUCUGUCCCCGCCGCAGCCUGCAGGCCUGUGUGCGGGGCCCGAGUAGCGUCCCCUCAUCAUUAAAGAGAUGUGGAAUUAUG